AAGAACGUGAGCGAUCCGCGCAAAGAAAAGGUUGGCUGAAAGUAGAGAGAGAGAAAAAAGUUCUCUGUUUCGAGACGUUAACGGAUUUCAAACUCUACUCCUCGCCGGAAUUUAGGAUUCCAUUUCAAGUCCGGCGUUAGGUUUUCUAUUUUCCAUUGUUCAAAUUCUCGAACAGAGAGAAACAAGAAACGGAAGAAAAAGUUAGGGGUUUUAUUAAAAUAAAUUUCCAUAAAAUUUGGGAAUUCUGGAAUUAGAGGUUUUCUUGUUUCUGGUUAUGCAGUUGAAUUUAAGAUCAUUUAAGGACAAACUGGGGUAUUAGCAAAAUGUUUACGCCGCAGAGGAAGGUGUGGUCGGGUUGGUCGUUGACUCCCGGGAAGAAAGUGGACGGGUCGGGUUCGGAUCCGAACUCCAACGGGGUUGCUGUAGGGAAAGGAAAAGGAGUGGCUUUUGUGGAGCCGGUGACUCCCAACGGAAACGGCCUUGGGUCGGAGGACCACGAAGGGGUGCCCGAGAAAGUUUUAAGACUGGAAAAUGAGCUUUUUGAUUACCAAUACAAUAUGGGGCUUCUCUUGAUUGAGAAAAAGGAGUGGACAUCUAAGUAUGAAGAACUCAGUCAGGCACUGACAGAAGCAAAGGAUGCUCUCAAACGGGAACAAGCAGCACAUUUAAUUGCAAUAGCUGAUGUUGAGAAGCAUGAAGAGAAUUUAAGGAAGGCCCUUGGUGUUGAGAAGCAGUGUGUGCUUGAUCUAGAGAAAGCUUUACGAGACAUGCGUUCAGAAAAUGCAGAAAUCAAGUUUACUGCAGAUUCAAAGCUUUCUGAAGCAAAUGCUUUGAUUGCUGGUGUUGAAGAGAAAUCUUUGGAGGUGGAGGCAAAAUUGCGUGCAGCUGAUGCUAAGCUUGCUGAGGUGAGUAGAAAGAAUUCAGAGAUUGAAAGGAAGUCACAAGAGGUGGAAUCUCGUGAAAAUGCACUUAGAAGGGAACGUCUAUCCUUUAUUUCAGAGCAAGAAGCAAAUGAGACUACUUUGUCCAAACAGAGGGAAGACUUGUGGGAAUGGGAAAAAAAAUUGCAAGAUACAGAAGAGAGGCUGGCCAAAAGCCAAAGAUAUGUCAACCAAAGAGAGGAGAGAGCAAAUGAGAAUGAUAGGCUCUUUAAGCUAAAGGAGAAAGACCUUGAAGAGGCGCAAAAGAAGAUUGAUGCUGCUAACCAAACUUUGAAGGAGAAAGAAGAGGAUAUAAACAGCAGGCUAGCAAAUCUAACUUUGAAAGUAAAGGAAUGGGAUGCUGUGAGAGAGAAGCUAGAGAUGAAAGAGAAGGAGUUACUCAUUAUCGAAGAAAAGCUUAAUGCAAGAGAGAAGGUUGAGAUUCAGAAGCUCCUGGAUGAACAUAAUGCCAUUCUGGAUGGCAGGAAGCAUGAAUUUGAGUUGGAAAUUGCUGAAAAGAGAAAAUCCUUAGAUGCAGAUCUGAAAAGCAAGGUGAUUGAAGUGGAGAAGAAGGAAGCUGAAGUCAAACACUUGGAAGAGAAGGUUUCUAAACGAGAGCAGGCAUUAGAUAAGAAAUUGGAGAAAUUCAAAGAGAAAGAAAAGGAAUUUGAAUUACAAGUGAAAAACCAUAAGGAAAGGGAGAAGGCCAUCAGAUCUGAGGUGAAGAAUUUAGAGAUUGAGAAGAAGCAGAUGCUUGCUGACAAAGAAGAUCUUUUGAGCCUGAAGGCUGAAGUUGAGAAGAUAAGGGUUGAAAAUGAAGAAAAGCUAUUAAAGAUGCAUGAGGAGAACGAUAGGCUUAGGGUAACUGAAGAAGAGAGGUCUGAGUAUCUUCGCUUGCAAUUGGAAUUAAAGGAAGAAAUAGAGAAAUGCAGGCUUCGUGAAGAACUGCUUUUGAAGGAAGCUGAAGAUUUGAAACGGCAAAAGGAGAGUUUUGAAAGAGAGUGGGAAGAGCUAGAUGAGAAAAGAUUAGAGAUUGAGAAAGAGUUGAAGAAUAUCAGCCAACAGACGGAGAAAUUUGAAAAGCAGAAACUUGCCGAAGAGGAAAGGUUAAAGAAUGAGAAGCAAGUGGCUGAGGACUACAUAAAGAGGGAGCUGGAAGCUCUUGAAGUUGCCAAAGAAACAUUUGCUGCCACAAUGGAACAUGAGCGAUCAGUGAUUGCUGAGAAAGCUGAAAGUGAGAGAAGCCAAAGGCUUCAUGACCUUGAGCUGCAGAAAAGAAAACUUGAGAGUGAUAUGCAGAAUAGAUUUGAGGAGAUGGAAAAGGAAUUGGGAGAGAGGAAGAAGUUAUUUGAGGAAGAAAAAGAGAGAGAAUUAGACAAUAUUAACUAUUUGAGAGAGGUAGCUAGGAGAGAAAUGGAAGAGUUGAAACAGGAAAGACUUAAGAUAGAAAAAGAAAAGCAAGAAGUUAAUGCUAGUAAGAUGCAUCUUGAAGGACAACAAAUUGAAAUACGAAAAGACAUUGAUGACCUUGUGGACCUCAGCAAGAAGUUGAAGGACCAGCGAGAACACUUUAUCAAGGAGAGAAACCGCUUUAUUUCAUUUGUUGAGAAACAUAAGAGUUGCAAGAAUUGUGGUGAGAUGACCUCUGAGUUUAUGCUAUCUGAUUUACAAUCCCUACAGCAAAUAGAGGAUGAGGAAGUCCUUCCACUUCCUAGUUUGGCAGGUGAUUAUAUGAGUGGAAAUGUUUUCAGAAAUUUGGCUGCAUCUAAGAGGCAGAAGGAUGAGAUAUCUCCACCAGUUGGUUCAGGAUCUCCAGUUUCUGGUGGAACCAUGUCAUGGCUUCGUAAAUGCACUUCGAAGAUAUUUAAACUCUCUCCAGGUAAAAAUAUUGAGCCUCAUGCUGUAACAGAAUUGAAUGUGGGGCCCCCCCUCUCUGGUGGGCAAGUUAAUAUGGAAGGCACAUCGAAUAUUGAACAUGAGCCGGAGCUCUCUUUUGCUGCUGCCACUGAAUCUUUGGACGUUCAUAGGGUCCAAUCUGACACCAGCACAAGAGAUGUCGAAGCUGGUCAGGACCUAUCAAUUGAUAAUCAGAGCAAUAUUGAUAGUAAGGAACUGGAAGUGCUGGGAGAUUCUCAGAAUUCUGAUUUUAAUCGUGGAAAUCAGCUUCGCAAGAGAGGCAGGCCUAGAGUUAAAAGAACACGCAGUGUGAAGGCAGUUGUCAAAGAUGCUGAGGCUAUACUUGGGAAAGCUUUAGAAUCAAAUGAGCUUGAGCAUCCAAAUGGGAAUAUGGAUUCUGGUCAUGCCAAUGCUGAAAGCAGGGAUGAAUCUGGUCUUGUUGAUGGAGGAAAAUCUAGAAAUGCACGGAAGCGGAACCAUGCUCAAACAUCUCAAAAAACAGAGAGUGAGCAAGAUGGUGUUGAUAGUGGACAUUCUGAUAGUAUUGUGGCAGGCCAGCAAAGGAAGAGGCGCCAAAAAGUUGUUUUGGCUAUGCCUACUCCUGGUGAGACAAGAUAUAAUCUCCGACGGCCCAAAACUGGGGUCACAGUUGCUAAAAGCACAUCUGAUGCGGAUAGAGAGAAUGAAGGUGCUAAAGAUGCAGGUGAUCAAGUUAACUAUUCAAAAGCUUCCAUGCCUGUUAGUGAAAAUGGAGAUGCAAGUGAGAAUGGUGGUUCUGCACACUUUCUGCAGCAGUGUGAGACAGCUCGGGACACUAAUGAUGGUGAUGCUGAUGCAACCAAAAAAUUGGCUGCAGAUGCAGCAUUAAGUGAGGAGGUGAAUACCACCCCUGAAGGGGUUGGUGAGUAUGGUGAUGGAAAUGACUGCAGAAGUGAUUCACGCAGUGAAGGGCUUAAAGAUGAGGAUGAGGAUGAGGAUGAUGAAGAGCAUCCUGGUGAAGUCUCGAUGGGAAAGAAGCUCUGGAAUUUUUUCACCACAUAAUAAUGGCAAAACUCAUUCCUAGUUUGGCAAAUUUCAGUGAGAUCUUUGAUUGUAUCAGCUUUUUUAGGUUUGCUGGUAGGAACGGCUUGAUCUAGUAGUGUGUAUUAACAAUCUUAAUGUAGUUAUAACCACAAUCUUAAUUCAGGUGGGAGAUUGGGUUUUCUGCCCCCUUCUUUUUCUUUUGUUAGGGUUUAGGAUCUUGGGGCUUUUUAUAUUCUUUUGUACUACAGUCCUAGAUGAUUUGAUGUAGCAAUGACCAGUGCAUAUUUAAUGCUGGACUGGCUUCCUCAACCAAAUUGUUUGUAUCAAAUGGUACUUGUAUUUUUCAUUGUUGCAGGAAUUAUUGUUUGA
Messenger RNA from Theobroma umbraticum, 4208 nucleotides. It is a transcript of the gene LINC1, whose product is annotated as little nuclei1. Gene Ontology annotation, biological process: nucleus organization. The record is from RefSeq and is a predicted model, not a curated record. Lineage: Eukaryota; Viridiplantae; Streptophyta; Magnoliopsida; Malvales; Malvaceae. Gene Ontology annotation, cellular component: nucleus.